CUUCGCACGCUAAGCGAAUGAAUUGAAUGCCGUCAUGACCCUUGCUAUCCCACGUCUUACGGCCCUUCUCACCGUCGUGGACCUACGGCCUGAUCCCUCUGCUCCAGCGACCCCAUUGUUCUUUUCUCGGAUCCGCCGACUUGCGCUUUGAACACUUCCCCUUACCGGUAUAGAGACUAUUGUUUUCUUUGAGGCGCUGCAAGUUUCUGGACUCCGUUGCAUCGAAAUGGUUCUCCCACAGGUUUUUGUGAAGAACAACAGCCUCCUCAGAGUAUACGUGGAUACGAACAUUUCACGAGUGUUUUCUCUAUGUACUUUAAAAAGCUUGUGGGAAUUGCUGCAACGAGGCAUAACACGCAGGCGAAACACCCAUCCUUACAUCCCGCUCAAUGUCGCCCAUUACCUCCUCGACCAGUACAAAACAUCGUUCCGCGUUGAGCGGCGAUGACGCCCUGAAAGAUCUCUUCGCUCAUCGACCGACCUUUACGAAGCGCCCCGGCUUCAGAGGUAGCCGAGAUACUCGUGGGCCUGCACACUAUGACAUGCAUCUUCAUCCACAACUCAUCCUCAAAGACAUUGUCUACUUCCGUGAUAUGCUCGAUCAACUAUCUAAAGUCGUUGACACCAAAAUCCAGGAUUUCACUUCCAAUUCGCCGACCAAAAGUCUGCCCCGCGUUUCUGCAGCCAGCGUUUUACAUAAAGCCAACGUAUCUACAGAGGUCCAAACUUCCGGGACUUGGGUCGUUGGGCAUGAGGCUGAUCUACAGAAAGCCUAUCCGCGUUUGGAGCAAUACCCUACUUUGGUCGCUUCUACCCUUGUUGCCGGCCUUGAUGACUGGUCUUCUAUCUUCCGAUAUGACGAAAAGCCCAGAGUAGCUUCCACUUGUGCUUUAGCAGACGGCUAUCUAUCUUUGGACAAAGCCGCCAUCAAAACCACUGAUCUUCCCGUCAAAGACAAACUCCAGCUUGUCAUUGAACAGGAUCUAUCAGAUUUUCUGUUCUGGGAGUACAAGAGUAUGAACGCCGGAAGCAUGGGUGUUAUGCUUGCCAUCCACCAUCUGACCGGAUCACAGUUCUCUUGGGUUUCUUGCCCCAGGUCUAAAUCUUGUGAUAACCAAUUUUGCCACAAGAAGGACAAUCGGUUCAAGUUCACAGUUACUGGGUUCAAGACGGGCGUGGAUGGUGUUAUCUUGGAGGACAGGCCCAAUGGUGGUAACGGAGGUAAAAAGGAUGCUGGCCUUGAUUUUGCGUUCGACAAGUCGAGAAUCGACUGCUCCCUAAUAGCAUCUGUCCCUGAUACCAGGCGGUGGAAAUUCAAGGGAUCCGAAUCGCCCAAGAAGAGGGUCAGGCCAGAAUCGGACGUCGGAAAUCAACAUUUGAACGACGAUGACGAUGACGGCGACGAGGGGCACGCCGGAGAUGACGAUGUCGACAAUAAUGAUAGUAGCGAUUCUCCUGUCGCCGUUGAAGAUACCCUACUUUUCACCCAAGGGGAAUAUUCGACAGCCUUAAAAGUGAUUCAACAGAUAUGGGCCGAAGCGGUCAACAUUGAUGCUACAUUCAUGGUUCUGAAUUGCGGAAGCCUGGAGUAUAUUGGCAUACGAGACCGCAAAUUGCAACGUCUUUAUCUCUCUCCUCUUCUGGACCUAGGAAAUCCUGCUCCAGACUCGCCAGGAUAUUUCAAAAUCCAUACCGGUCUCAAUAUAGUCGCGAUCUCUGACGCCAUCAAACGGGCAGAGAAACUGAAAGCACUGAAAGCAAUACGGCGGCUCCCGAAGCUUUACACUUUCAAGUAUGAUCGCAGCGAGAUAUACGAAGACAAGGCGCCAAAAAAGACAAAACGAAGUAGACCAUCGAUAUCUACGAAAACCCCAAGAGCAGCAGUAAAGGCAACGACAUUUGCAGACAGAGACAAGGAGAGCGGCAAGGAUUUGAAUAUCUGGGAGUUGGAUUUCAGUCCUGCAGAAAUCCAGCUCUUCAGACGCCUGAGGGGGGCACAAUCCUUGAAGAUCACAUGGAGGCAAGACAUCUCCGGUCUAGGCUCAGCGAGCAGUAUAAGGAUGACACGACCGACUUGGCCUGCCUACAUCGAUACGUGGACCGAGGAAAUGGAAGUGCUCGUCAUGAGCCAAUGCCCCAAGUCUAAACAUACUUACUCUUGUUAUGUCGACGAUGGACAGACAGCUGUACGUGGCAUUGUUGUCAAGUUCGCAUUGGGCAGGCACGAAAAAGCGGGUCUACGGAACGAAUAUGACAUGUAUGCCAGAUUUCCCUCGAUCGAAGGAAUCGUCAAAGAUUUGGGAAUAGUAGAGCAAUUCGGACUCUAUCAGCAUACGGGUGACCGUAAAAUGGCUCUCGUGCUUUUGGACGGUGGUGAUCCAGUUACGAAAUUUGGGCCAGGUCGCAUACCUGCUGGUAUUUACUCACAAGUUCAGGAAGCAGUCAAAAAAAUGCACUCCGCAAUGGUUACGCACGGCGACCUUAUUCCAGAAAAUAUCCUGAUCACGAAGGAUCCGAAAGAGAAAAGUAGAUGGCAGAUCCACCUGAUCAACUGGAAAAAUGGAAGGGACCAUCGAACAUCCACAGCAGUGCAGAGAGCUUACAACGCUUACGUAUUGAGCACCCUCACAAGAUGCUCACAAAGACUGAAAAGAUGCAUGGAACCCGUCCGGAUACCGCACAAGGUCACCGAUGUGUCUUCGAAGGAGAGGGCGGCAAGGAAAAGAAGGCCGAGGAGGUCUAUGUUUGGAGUCGUUCCAAAGGCCAAGAUUACGUCGGUUGUAAAGGAAAAUCUCCGGAGACGCAGGAAAGCAGUUACAAUGGAUUUGAAGAGGCUACAGGAUCCCGUAUGGCAUAAGUAAGACUAGAGAAUGCCAGGUCAUUGUUCGAAUUUCCGAUGGGAUAUACGCCCGGAGAGGUUUGGUAACAAUAACGACAUUUGAGGGGA
Desarmillaria tabescens is the source of this 2947-nucleotide messenger RNA. RefSeq lists its product as uncharacterized. The transcript has 6 exons. The coding region runs from base 390 to 2861 and encodes 823 amino acids. The record is from RefSeq and is a predicted model, not a curated record. NCBI's taxonomy places the organism in Eukaryota, Fungi, Basidiomycota, Agaricomycetes, Agaricales, Physalacriaceae.